Tachyglossus aculeatus (Australian echidna) is the source of this 351-nucleotide messenger RNA. Its product is annotated as histone H4-like. Lineage: Eukaryota; Metazoa; Chordata; Mammalia; Monotremata; Tachyglossidae. The transcript is spliced from 2 exons. Gene Ontology annotation, cellular component: nucleosome. Gene Ontology annotation, biological process: nucleosome assembly. The coding region runs from base 1 to 351 and encodes 116 amino acids. Gene Ontology annotation, molecular function: protein heterodimerization activity; structural constituent of chromatin; DNA binding. The record is from RefSeq and is a predicted model, not a curated record.
AUGAUCCUGGGGGUUAUCUCACUUAGGUGGUUUGCUGUCAUGUCGGGUCGAGGAAAAGGUGGAAAGGGCCUGGGGAAAGGGGGUGCUAAGCGGCAUAGAAAAGUGCUGCGAGAUAAUAUCCAAGGCAUUACUAAGCCUGCUAUCCGCCGCCUGGCUCGUCGCGGUGGCGUCAAGCGCAUCUCCGGGCUGAUCUACGAGGAAACCCGCGGGGUGCUCAAGGUUUUCCUGGAGAACGUGAUCCGGGACGCCGUCACCUACACGGAGCACGCCAAGCGGAAGACUGUCACGGCUAUGGAUGUGGUUUAUGCGCUCAAGAGACAAGGACGCACCCUUUAUGGUUUCGGAGGCUAA